AUGACGCCUGCAAAUGCCUUCGAAACUAGCGUCGGUCACUUCUGGGGUAUCUGGAGCACUCGAGAUUACAUGUGUGCACGAUAUGAAUUAGCAGAUACGGUUCGCAGAGUCGGGUCGUUGGACGGUGUUACCGAGGCUCUUGACCACAUGCGAGAUAUGCUUCGGCUGUGCAGAGGGGACAACAUGGGCGUACGAGAUCUCAUUCCUCCAAUGAUGCUGCAGCUAGACCUAGAUCAAGAAUGCUAUGAUUUCAUCAAAUGGUACCAGACAGAAGGUCAGCGCAGCGACUACGAUUGGGGCAAUCUAGACUUGCCCUUCCUCAAUGUCCGCGGCGCCAAUGUGCUCGAAGGCGUGCAAUACUUGGACAAGAAGUACGGAGAUGUUCCACAUAUCUCCGCACUCCUGUUGCUCAAACUGAAACUGCUCACCGACGUUAUCGCCCUCAAGCUCACUCGAAAGGUUAUCCCAAGUCAUCUGCCUCCUGAGUUAUGGGAGGAAGUCGAGAUGAACGUGAUUCGAAGCCCAAUAAGUCGCCGAUGGGCGGGGAAAAGCUCCAAGGAGCUCACGAACGUGCACCAGAAGCUUCAAUAUCAGGUCUUGACCCUCGGCAAGAUUCUGCGGAACCUCAAUGAGUACUACGUCUAUUCUGCUUGGUGGCAACACGAGGGCGUUUUGGAGAUACUGCAGUCGGCCAAGGCCAUAGCAGGCAAGGACUCCGAAGACGAGAUCGACGAUAUGAUGGACACUUCGACUUUCCGCAAUAACCCAGGCUCAGAGCGCACCAAGAAAGAGUUGCUGGAUGACGUGAGUCGCAAUCGGCUUUGGGGAUACCUCGACUAA
This is a messenger RNA of Exophiala xenobiotica, 840 nucleotides long. RefSeq lists its product as uncharacterized. The record is from RefSeq and is a predicted model, not a curated record. NCBI's taxonomy places the organism in Eukaryota, Fungi, Ascomycota, Eurotiomycetes, Chaetothyriales, Herpotrichiellaceae. The coding region runs from base 1 to 840 and encodes 279 amino acids. The transcript has 2 exons.